Mytilus californianus (California mussel) is the source of this 946-nucleotide messenger RNA. Its product is annotated as basic phospholipase A2 pseudexin A chain-like. The transcript has 7 exons. Bases 235 to 771 code for a protein of 178 amino acids. The record is from RefSeq and is a predicted model, not a curated record. Gene Ontology annotation, molecular function: calcium ion binding; A2-type glycerophospholipase activity. Gene Ontology annotation, biological process: lipid catabolic process; arachidonate secretion; phospholipid metabolic process. Lineage: Eukaryota; Metazoa; Mollusca; Bivalvia; Mytilida; Mytilidae.
UGUUUUUAUAAUGUACUUGAAUUAUAACUUUAAACUCACUGAUAACAAUGCUCAGUAUAAAAGAUAACUUGUAUAACCAGUGGAACAUAUUUCACAGACAUGGAACUUAUUUCACCAGAAAAUAAAAAGAUGAAAAAAGGAAUUGAGACCUAACAAUUGGCGGAAUUUAGUAAGAUGUACAUUACUUUUCUCCAUAGGAUUCGGUCGUCUCUUUAAGCAAAACAAGGCCAGAAAAUGGCCAGCAUACAUGUUUUAGUUCUGGUACUUCUAAUGGUAUUAUGGAUUUUGGCAGCUGUGUACGUAGCAGCAAGAGGUAUUACACAAACAUUGAUGUGGAACUCUGAUGGAAUUAAUGCAAUGGAUAAACGUCAAGAUUUGUUUUUACCAGAUGAUCUGAAAAGCAUUUAUCGAAUUCACUUUUUACUCAAAACUAAGUCAGAGGAUAUAUAUUUUGCCGAUAGUUUAAACAACUAUGGAUGUUGGUGUGCACAAAACGGAACUAGCAAUCCUGUUGACGAAUUAGACAGAUGCUGUUUAGAGCACCAGAUGUGCUUUAAAAAGAUAUUAAUAAAAGGUUGUCCAGUGUCAUCUAGAUAUUACUCCUAUAUUCAGUGUUUUGACUCAAUGAUUAAAUGCAAUAAUAGGGAUAAAUGCAAAUAUAACUUCUGUAUGUGUGAUAUAGAGGCAGCAGACUGUUUGUCAAAUAGGAAACUUCAAUACAAUCAACGAUGGAAAGACGGAAAUAAAGCUUAUUGUAUCAAAUAUGAAUGAACGAACAACUAAAUCAAACAAUGAAAAGAUAAUGCUUACUAGUUCUGGUGCUCUGUAGAACAAAAGUGUCUUUCUCUGAUAAUCAUUCUCAAUUAUUCGAAUAUCAAGAUUUAUUUAUUUGUUAUGAAUAUUACAGAUUCAUUUAUAUUCUGAAAUAUAUAGUGUAUUGUCUGUU